AUGAACGAACCACCGCCGUCGGCCUCUGGCAACUUGAAGUCAGCCGAGAGUGGGGAGUUGGAUCUGGAUGCGUUUUGGGAUUCAUCACCAGUUCCAACGCUGGUUGUUUCCCCAUCUUACCAGAUCAAAAGAGUCUCAAGGGGUAUCGUGGACACGUGGAAACUCAACAGAGAUGAGCUGCUGAACGAGAACGUUUUUAAAGUCCUCUACGGAGACUCACCGUUUGCGAGAUUUGAUCGAAUACCUCUCGCGGGCGCAAUCGAGGCCUCGAUCUCGAACCAGACUUUCACGUCCUGUCCCAGUGCAUACCAAACACAAGAUACCUUCUGGUCAGUCCGCGUCAUACCAAUCUUGAGGAAUGAGCAGCCGCAGCUUUUCGUCCUGGAAUUUGACCCGGACGAAAGUCGGGUCAAGGUUGGUGGUGUUGAAGGCAAUGUAAGCAAACGGUCGAUUGACGAGAUGUUCCGUCUCCUCGUCCAUACUGUCAAGGAUUAUGCCAUCUUUCUUCUCGACACUCGGGGUUACGUGACAACAUGGAAUACGGGCGCAGAGCUACUCAAAGGAUUCAAGAGCGAUGAUAUUAUCGGCAGACACUUUUCAACCUUUUACGGCCAGGAAGACCUUCGAGUUGGGAAACCUGAGGCCGAACUAAUUACGUGCCUGCGCCAGGGAAGAGUAGAAGACGAGGGUUGGCGCUACCGAAAGGAUGGCAGCAAGUUCUGGGCGAAUGUGGUCAUUACCGCUAUUUACAGGAACGGGGUGCACGUUGGCUUUGGCAAGGUAACUAGAGACUUGACGGAGCGAAGAGAAAACGAAUUACGACUUAUUGCUGCAUACGAAGAGAGCUCGAAGCUGAAGAACGACUUCCUCGCCAAUGUGAGCCAUGAAAUUCGAACGCCAAUGCAUGGCUUGCUAUCGGCAUGCGGGCUGCUGCUGGAUACUACCUUGUCAGAAGAGCAGCGCGAGACGGCAAACAUUAUUUCUGAAUCGGGCCAAGUAUUACUCGGCGUUAUUAAUAGUAUUCUCGACUUUUCUAAACUUACAUCGGGGACCUUUUCGAUUUCGUCAGAGGUAUUCAGCGUCGCGAGUGUAGUUACAUCUGUUGUUCGAAGCGCGCAGACAACAUUGAACCCUGGAGUACACAUCAAGCUCCAACUCGCGCCCAACUUACCGGGCUUAGCACAGGGAGAUCAGCUUCGGUUCCGGCAAACCAUGCAAAAUUUAACUGAUAACGCGGCCAAGUUUACCAGAGAGGGACUUAUAUCGGUAUCUUGCACUGUGCGGGAGGAAACCGAGACGACGUACUCUAUCCUAACCGAAGUUGCCGACUCUGGAAUAGGUGUAGUUAGCGAUGCUGUCGAAGAGCUGUUCCAGCCGUUCAUGCAGUCGGAGAUAUCCAUCAACAAGAGAUACAAAGGCACUGGACUCGGUCUGUCCAUAGCCAAAUCUCUAGCCGAGCUAAUGGGCGGCGAUCUGGGAUACCGACCGAACCCCGAGUGUCAUGGCAGUAUAUUCUGGUUCACAGUUCGCCUCAGCAAAGUCAAACCCUCAGAAGAGCGGAACAGCGCAGAGAAACAACCCUCGCAGUAUUUCUCCACGGGCCACAUGGUUCUGGGAAAGGAAAACUCGGCGGCAUCGCUAAAUCGAUUACGAGAGCUAGGAAGCACGAAGCAGAUACUAGCAGCGGAGGACAACAUCAUUAACCAAAAGGUCCUGGUGGGGAUGCUGCACUCGUUUGGAUUCAAGGACAUUGCUGUUGUGCCGGACGGCGCACAAGCUGUGUCGUUGUUGAACGGCUCACCGCACAAAUAUGACUUGGUCUUGAUGGACGUGAGCAUGCCGGUGAUGGACGGGUUUGAGGCCACCGCCAAGAUCAGGAGCAGCGGCAACGAUAUUCCCAUAAUUGCUAUGACGGCAAACGCACUUAGAGGGUACAGGGAGAAAUGUCUGGAGAGCGGAAUGGACGACUACAUCCCUAAGCCGGUGACGAAGAAUCUUCUCCUGCAGAAGCUGUUGUUUUGGCUGGAGGGCAUAAACAGGCCGUCUAAUAAUUCGACCGAGACGAUUCAUGCCCUGGAGACGCCUCCCAUCACUCCUUCGGAGAUGGACGGUUCUGAGAUUUGCAAGGCUGGCUGA
Messenger RNA from Pochonia chlamydosporia 170, 2136 nucleotides. Its product is annotated as two-component system protein A. The transcript has a single exon. Gene Ontology annotation, molecular function: phosphorelay sensor kinase activity. NCBI's taxonomy places the organism in Eukaryota, Fungi, Ascomycota, Sordariomycetes, Hypocreales, Clavicipitaceae. Gene Ontology annotation, biological process: phosphorelay signal transduction system; phosphorylation. The record is from RefSeq and is a predicted model, not a curated record. Bases 1 to 2136 code for a protein of 711 amino acids.